Messenger RNA from Ilyonectria robusta, 1952 nucleotides. RefSeq names its product major facilitator superfamily domain-containing protein. The coding region runs from base 143 to 1873 and encodes 576 amino acids. Gene Ontology annotation, molecular function: transmembrane transporter activity. Gene Ontology annotation, biological process: transmembrane transport. The transcript is spliced from 5 exons. NCBI's taxonomy places the organism in Eukaryota, Fungi, Ascomycota, Sordariomycetes, Hypocreales, Nectriaceae. The record is from RefSeq and is a predicted model, not a curated record.
CUCAGCUUACACCCAGCUCGCUCCCCUUGCGAGUCCGCUCUUUUAUUAUUUAAUAAUAAAUAUCCCUUAGCUCCCUCCUUCACUCCCAAGGUGGCACAACAUACCGCACUCUCCCGUCCCCAAUCAUCAGCCAUCUCUCGCCAUGGCUGUCGCCGCCACCGACGAGAAGCGCAGUGAGCGCCUCUCCUCAGACGACAAGACUGAGGUUGGCUCCGCCAUCUUAGAUCCGACUUCUGACGCCAAGCUCGACUCCGAGAAGCGUCAGACCGAGCAGGUCGACGCUCAGAAUGGCGCCCAGGACACACCCGACUACCCAGGCGGCCUCAAGUUGGUCCUGAUCCUCUUCUCCCUGUGCCUGGCCAUCUUCCUCGUUGCCCUGGACCAAACCAUCAUUGCCCCUGCUCUGGGCGCCAUCACCGCCGAAUAUGGCAGUGUCAAGGAUAUUGGUUGGUAUGGCUCUGCCUACUUGCUCACCACCACGGCUCUUCAGCCCAUGUAUGGAACUAUCUACAAGCUAUUCAACGUCAAGUUGGCCUACCUGGCUGCCGUCUUCAUCUUCGAGGUUGGCAGCUUAAUCUCCGCCGUGGCUCCCUCUUCCGUCGCCUUCAUUGUCGGUCGUGCCAUUGCCGGUAUUGGAUGUGCUGGUCUCUUUUCCGGUUCCAUCGUCAUCUUGUCCCUCAUCAUGCCUCUUGAGAAGCGACCUCUUGCUUUCGGCCUCAUCGGUGGCAUGUGGGGUAUUGCCAGUGUUGCUGGUCCUCUCCUCGGCGGUGCCUUCACCGAGCACGCCACCUGGCGCUGGUGCUUUUACGUCAAUCUGCCCAUCGGUGGUCUCGCCAUGAUCAUCGUCUUCUUCUUUGUCCACGUCAACCGCAACUCGGCCGAAACCAAGGAUAUGACCUUCUCCGCCCGUCUUCGUCAGCUUGACCUCUACGGUGCCGCCAUCUUCAUCCCCGCCAUUGUCUGCCUCCUGCUCGCCCUCCAGUGGGGCGGCGCCGACUACGCAUGGAGCAACUCCCGCAUAAUUGGCCUCUUCGUUGGCUUCGGCCUCAUGAUUGCCGUUUUCAUCGGCAUCCAGUUCUGGCAGGGCGAUCAAGGAACCCUGCCUCCCCGCCUGUUCAAGAACCGCAACGUCUUGCCUGCCAUGUUGUUCUCCAUGUUCUUCGGUGCGGCCUUCUUCCCCCUUAUCUACUACCUCUCCCUCUACUUCCAGGCGAUCCAAGGUGUUAGCGCUGUGCAGGCCGGAAUUAAGAUUCUACCACUGCUGCUUUCCACUGUUCUCAUCUCCAUCGUGGCUGGUGGUCUCAUCACGGCCAUUGGAUACUACAGCGUCGUCAUUAUUCCUUGCAUGAUUCUCAACACCGUUGGUUGCGGCAUGAUCACAACCCUCGACGUCGACUCCCCCAUGAGGGAAUGGUUUGGUUACCAGGUUAUCGCGGGUCUCGGCAUUGGCGCGGGCUUCCAAAUCGGUGUGCUUGUUGUCCAGACUGUCCUUCCUCAGGAAUGGGUCCCUGUUGGCACUGCUUGCGUCCAAUUCUUCCAGGCCUUUGGCGGCGCCAUCUUUAUUGCUGUUGCACAGACCCUCUUCCAGAACGGUCUCAUCGACCACCUCAACGCCAGUAAUAUUGGUAUCGAUCCUCACGUCUUCAUCAACAGUGGUGCCUCCCAAGUCAAGGAAGUUCUUCAGAAGAUGGGCCGUGAAGAUGCUUACGAUACCGUCAUCGAGGCCUACAUGUCCGGCCUUCGAGACACCUUCUACAUCUCGCUUUCUUGUGCCGGAUGUGCGUUGAUCGCGUGCUGCUUCCUGCAGUGGAAGUCAGUUAAGAAGGAUGCCGACGGCAAUGACCGCAAGCCUGAGCCCGCCGUCCCCGUCUAAGAAGACGAGGCAUCUUUCUAGGAAACGCGGCGUUUGAUAUAGAGGAUACCCGGAUAAUCUCCACCCUGCAUCGCAUCUU